This is a messenger RNA of Lodderomyces beijingensis, 1443 nucleotides long. NCBI's taxonomy places the organism in Eukaryota, Fungi, Ascomycota, Pichiomycetes, Serinales, Debaryomycetaceae. The record is from the annotation of a GenBank genome assembly.
AUGGACGCUUCCACGAUAACAGUGCACUGGCACGAUGACAACCAGCCGAUCUACUCACUCGACAUCCAGCCGCAACAGCAGACGCUGCCCACCACAGAUGAACAGCCCUACUCGAGAUUAGCCACUGCAGGAGGAGACAACAACAUCCGAAUAUGGGGCAUAUCCACCACGAGCCCAAAUCUAGUCGAGUACCGCUCGACCCUCACAAAGCACAGCCAGGCAAUCAACGUGGUGCGGUUCAACCCCUCCGGAACCACCAUCGCCACCGCGGGUGACGACGGCACGCUAUUUCUCUGGAAAAUGAGCAGCGUCAUCAUCCGCAACUUGGACAAUGAAAACGACCAAGACUUGAAAGAGAGCUGGUAUGUCGUGGGCACCAUACGCUCCUCGACCGCGGAAGUCAUGGAUCUCGCCUGGAGCCCCACCGGCGACUACAUCGUCACGGGGUCCAUGGACAACACCAUGCGCGUCUAUAAAUUGACCGACACCGGCAAGAAGAAAAUCGACGCAGUGAUGAUCGCGUGUUUCACCGACCAUCUGCAUUAUAUCCAGGGGGUCGCGUGGGACCCCAGGGGAAGAUACAUUGCUAGCCAGUCUGCUGAUCGAAGCAUGAAUGUUUAUGAAGCCGUGGGCGGUACUUUGGAUGUCAAAUUGGUGCACAAGUUUCAGACUUUUAGGAAUCGCGCUAUAUAUUGUCUGGAAACCUUGCCCAGCUUUUUCCGACGAUUGGCGUUUUCGCCCGAUGGCUUGUUUUUGGUUACCCCUGCUGGGUUAGAGGAAAGUGGCGCUGAGAAAGCUGCCGAGUCCACCAAUACCUCAACUGAUCCGAUGGAGCCACAACAGCCAAAAGAGCCACAAGAGCAACCUCAACUGGUCUCCCCACCCGCAACUUUCAAAUACUCCAUCUACAUCUACGCAAGAUCUAGAAUUUCAACCAGCCCCGUCAUCAAACUAUGCGGACUAUCCAAACCGGCAGUGGCAGUAUCUUUCAGCCCCGUGAAAUACACCACCACCAACAACACCCAGGGUAACUCGCUAGAUAUACCAUAUAAGCUAGUUUUCGCCGUGGCCACCCUCGACACCGUCAUCAUAUACUCGACAGAUGACGCCUUCCGCCCCUUGGGACAAGUCAGCAAUCUCCACUACCAGCCGAUAACCGAUCUAGUGUGGCUGCACGACGGCAUGAGACUAAUCGCGAGCUCCGUCGAUGGCUUCUGCUCAACUAUAACAUUUGAAGAGGGGAAAUUCGGCCAAGUAUACACUGGUCCCGAUGUAGCCAUACCGGAAAAGAAACCAACCAAUACUACAACCACCCCCACGAUAACAACAGAACCAGAGAAGAAGCAAGAGGACAAGCCGAAAACUAUUGAUUCAUUCUUCAAUACCGAUAAAAAAGUAACCAAGAAAGCUAAAAAACGAAUCACACCAACUCUAAUCCAAUAA